Tuber aestivum (summer truffle) is the source of this 1629-nucleotide messenger RNA. Lineage: Eukaryota; Fungi; Ascomycota; Pezizomycetes; Pezizales; Tuberaceae. The record is from the annotation of a GenBank genome assembly.
AUGAGCGCAAUCCUCAGCGCUGACGACCUAAAUGACUUCAUAUCCCCGGGCGUCGCAUGCAUAAAACCGAUUGAAACUCUUCCUGCAGCCCCCGACCCACCGCCCUCCAACCCCUACGAAGUCGUGCUGGAAGACAAAGCGCCCCAACCGGAUCUCCCGCCCGCACAGAUUUCGCUAACAGACUGCCUUGCCUGCUCCGGCUGCGUCACAUCCGCCGAAGCCGUCCUCGUCUCACUCCAAUCCCACAAUGAAGUCCUUGCGAACCUAAACGCCCACCCGGAGAAGGUAUUCGUGGCGCUGAUAUCCCCGCAGUCGAAGGCAAGUCUUGCUACGGCUUAUGGCGUCAGUGCUGAUGCCGCUGGACACAUGAUUGAACGGUUGCUGUGCUCGCCGGAGGGGAUUCGUGGAGGGGGGAGGGGGUUCGAUUUUGUCCUAGAUACGGAUACUGCUAGGGAGAUUGCUGUGGAGUUUGCCGCUGAAGAGGUUGUUGCGGCUAUGCAGGGCGGUAGGGAUGGGGGGAAGAUGCCGAUAUUGACGAGCGCAUGUCCGGGAUUUGUGUGCUAUUUGGAGUCUACCCAGCCGGCCCUGAUUCCACACUUGUCGAGACUGAAGAGCCCUCAGGCGAUCCUGGGGACAGCGGUGAAGUCACUGCUGUACAAGGAUGUGGGGGGCGGGGUGAAAGGGAUUUACGUUGUUGGUGUAAUGCCAUGCUUUGACAAGAAGCUUGAAGGGGCGCGUGGGGAGUUGACCUCUGGAGCAUGGAUGGAAGGGGAAGGGGAGGUAGCCCGGGACGUGGACUGCGUAAUUACCACCCGGGAACUAAUAUCUCUUGCACAAGCCAGAGGCGUGGACUUUGCUACCCUCCCGCAAUGUCCGUCCCUUCUCCCCCCUUCCAGUACUACCUCCGCUCCCCCGAAAAUCCUCAAAUCCCUCACAAAAUCUGCCUCUACCAAAACCAAUCCCAUACCAGGGACCAGCGACGGUUAUCUCACGCACAUUGCAAGCCACAUCCUAGCCCUCUACCCAACAUCCACCCUGCGCAUCGAGCCGGGCCGCAACUCGGACACAACAGACUACGUAAUUUCCACCCCCGAAAGGACAAUUGCUCGCCUGUCCCGUUGCUACGGAUUCCGCAACAUCCAGAACCUCGUCCGCCGCCUGAAGCCCGCAAAAACUCGUGUGCUCCCGCGGUUUGGAAAACCCUCUGCUACAGCCUCGCAGCGCAAGCCCCUAGCCGCCGCCUCAAGACAGGCGGGCGGAAAGUCGGAUGUGGAGUACACUUAUGUUGAAGUCAUGGCCUGUCCGGGCGGUUGUACCAAUGGUGGUGGACAAGUUCGGUAUGACGACAAGAUUAUCGCUUCAGGGCUUAGUGCAGGGACGCAGAAGGAGUGGCUGGUCAGGGUCGAUGAGGCUUACUAUUCGUCUGCCGAGGAUGAGGAGAAUAGAGAGGAAGGUGGGGUAGGGCAGGAGGCGUGGGUGGAGAGGUUCAUUGAGGAAUGGGAGAGCAGGACGGGUGUUUCUAAAGACAGGUUACUGUUUACUGGAUACCGGAAGGUGGAGAACGAUUUAGGGGACAGGAUGAAGGAGGUUAGUGUUGUGGAGUUGGCUAGUAAGGAUGGUGGGGGGUGG